AUGGCCAAGAUUCAACCCAAGCUGAUAUGUCCUGCGGUUUGCACAGGGCACGUGGGUGUGGACAUUCCAGACUGCAAUCUUGACCCUGAUAACUCCCUCUGUGCUGAUGCCACGGAGGGCAUGAGAAUUGCCAACUACUACAACGAUACCUUCCUUUGCGAUCCGUGUUACCUAUCCGUAUUUUGGUGGAGAAUCAACUCGCCCUUUCUGCCGGACAGCGACUACUCUGACUAUCUCGUCGACCAAUUCCAAGACAUUCAGGACGUCUGCAACGUCACAGUGUCAGACACAAUCCUCCGCGUCAGCCCGCCAGGUUAUGCUAUUGGAGUGACGCCGAACUACACUUUGCUUGGCAGCACACCCCCAAGCGGCUCGCCCGCCUCUUCCGCGUGCUUGGGACAGACGCUGUCGACCGGCAGUGGCGCUUGUGAUACUCUGUCGACUACGUACGGGGUGACAACCGGAGACCUUCAGCAAAUUACUAAUUCCACCACGUGUACCUUCUCCGGAAGCAUCUGUGUGCCGAACAAAUGUGCUUUGUCUCAAACCGGGACCAACGCAUCUUGUGAUUCCUUGGCGGCAAGCUUGACAACAAGCACGCUUAAUAUCACGGACGCUUUACUUCUGUCAUGGAAUCCGAAUAUCCAGGGUCUUUGCGACUCGUUGACUCAAGGACAAUACGUCUGCAUAGGACCGCCUGGAGGCACCUACAAUCUGCCAGCACCGAUCGGCGGCGACACCACUGCAGCCGGCCAGCAACGUGGUGGUCAAGGUAGUGGAGCAAAUCCUGACGGGCCUCUCGGUGCCACAGGUCCUACUGUGAACAGCACAUCGCAAGCUCCAACACAAGAGGGCAUCAACCCGAAUUGCACCCUGUUCGCUUAUGCUGCCGCAAAUGACACUUGCUAUGACUUCACAGUCGACUUCAGCAUAACGUUGAAGGACUUCACAUCGUGGAACCCGAUUCUAGGGUAUCCCGACGGGGCAAAUUGCACCACCAAGUUCUGGAGCGGCUAUGACUACUGCGUCCAAGUGAAUGGAUCCAGUUCCACCACCACUACGUCUACUUCCAGCCAGACUUCAAGCACGAAAGCAACAACGUCGCUGCCAUACCCAACCCAGAGCGGCAUCACGCCGUCGUGCAACAAGUACGCCGAAGCCGUGUCAGGAGACUACUGCUACGUGUUUGCUCAGGAGCACAACAUCACCACCGAUGAGCUAUACGCAUGGAACCAGAUCCUUGGGCCAAAUGGUGCCAAUUGCUCCACUCAAUUCCAGGCUGGCGUAGAUUAUUGUGUUGGUGUAUCGUCGACAUCGACGAGCCCGACGACAAUGUCAAAGACUCCGACAAGCACAACACCGACCUCCACACCGGUGCCCACGCAGAGCGGCCUGGCGGCCGACUGUGUGAAGAUCGUGGAAGCGAAGAGUGGGGACUACUGCUAUGAGUUUGCGCAGAAUAAUGCCAUCACUACAACUCAGCUCUACACCUGGAACCCUAUAUUGGGGUCUAAUGGUGCCGAGUGUAGCACAGAGUUCCAGGCUGGAGUCGGAUACUGUGUGGCAGUGAGCAGCUAA
This is a messenger RNA of Recurvomyces mirabilis, 1578 nucleotides long. RefSeq lists its product as uncharacterized. Lineage: Eukaryota; Fungi; Ascomycota; Dothideomycetes; Mycosphaerellales; Teratosphaeriaceae. The transcript is spliced from 10 exons. The record is from RefSeq and is a predicted model, not a curated record. Bases 1 to 1578 code for a protein of 525 amino acids.